This is a messenger RNA of Sycon ciliatum, 2608 nucleotides long. Its product is annotated as mRNA-capping enzyme-like. Gene Ontology annotation, molecular function: mRNA 5'-triphosphate monophosphatase activity; mRNA guanylyltransferase activity; ATP binding. NCBI's taxonomy places the organism in Eukaryota, Metazoa, Porifera, Calcarea, Leucosolenida, Sycettidae. The record is from RefSeq and is a predicted model, not a curated record. Gene Ontology annotation, biological process: 7-methylguanosine mRNA capping; dephosphorylation. Bases 56 to 1906 code for a protein of 616 amino acids. The transcript has a single exon.
UGGGGCAUGCGCGCCCAAGCAAACAACACACCAAUGGCGGUGUCGUAGAGGAAGGAUGCAGGUUCCUCCACGUUGGAUAGGCUGCCCCCGUAAGGGGGCCCUAGUCGCAGGAAAGUUUCUGCCUUUCAAAACUCCUUUGGAUUCCCGUUACGAUGAGCGGGUCAACAUGGAGGACCGCUGGCAGUUGCCACUGCUCAUUGCGUACCUGAAAGCGAGAACUAUCAAACUGGGUAUGAUUAUUGAUUUGACGAAGAGUGGCAGAUUUUAUGACAGCAAGGAGCUGGAGCAGUAUGGUAUCGUCCACCACAAGUUGGCCUGCGCCGGUCACGAGCAAUCUCCGACUCCAGAGCAAGUGGAAGCGUUUCAUCAUGUAUGUCGCCAAUUUUUCUCCUUGAACCCAGACUCCGUGAUAGGUGUGCACUGCACACAUGGUUUCAACCGAACGGGAUUCAUGAUAGCCAGCUACAUGUACUUGGAGGAUGGCAGUGCAAUAGAGGCUGCAGUGCAGCAGUUCGCAAAGGCGCGUCCACCGGGCAUACUGAAGGAGCACUAUCUACAGGAUUUGUGCCAGCGGUACGACGGCGACACGUCGAUGUGUGUCGCGCCGGAACUACCCGACUGGUUUUACGAGGACAACGAGACGCCGAAUCAAACGACGGAGGAUGCCCUCACAUCGCCCAGUGACGGCGCUGGAGGAAAUCGACAGCCUGUUGUCGGUGCCAACGGCAAGGCAGCCGCGUUCCCUCGGAAACGCAAGCACAGCUCGUCCAGUAGUUAUGUUAGCGUGCCGAUGGAGGGCCUGGAAAGCGUAAUGUCGGUGACCGAAAACGUCGAGGAGCUCCAGGCACGCCUUUGCGAGCUGUGUCGCGCAACUUCUCCGAAUCUGAUCUUCCCGGGUGCUCAACCGGUAUCGUUGGAUCGCGACACGAUAAAAUACUUUGAGAAGAAACCGUACCGUGUGAGUUGGAAAGCGGACGGUACUCGCUACCUCAUGAUGAUCCUCGGCCCGACCCAGGUCUACCUAUUUGACCGCAAGAUGAUGAUCUACCAUGUCCCGCAGGUUGCGUUUCCCGGCCGAGCAUCGCCACAUGUCAAGGACACCGUGGUCGACGGCGAACUGGUGUUCGACAACGAGGGCGGUCGCAAGGUUCCACGCUUCCUGAUGUACGACUUCGUGACGUUCCAGGGCCAUGACAUCGGCAAGCUAUCUCACCCGGACCGACAGAACGCCAUCCGACACGAGCUGCUGAAACCGAGGGACGAAGCGGAGCGAGCCGGCCGUCUGAACAAAUCCAAGGAGCCGUUCCGCACGCGCAUCAAGGAGUUCUGGGACAUCGAGCGCACCGAGAGUACCGUGUUUGAAAAAAUCAUACCAUUGCUGAACCACCCCAACGAUGGCCUGAUCUUCUCACCAGCUAUGGACCCCUACAAACUCUACACGAAUCACGAUGUGCUCAAGUGGAAGCCCCCGGAGCUCAACAGCAUCGACUUUCAGCUGAAGAUUGUCAAGGAGAAUCGACUUGGCGAGCUGCCAACGAGGGUUGGUGAGCUUCAUGUCCUCGGUCACGAUAUGCGUGUCAGCACGAUCAAGCUGACGAAGGAGCUGAAAGUGCUGCACAAUGCCAUCAUUGAGUGCUGCAUCGACAACGGGCAGUGGUCGUUCAUGCGUACUCGCGAGGAUAAGGACAAGCCGAACAGCUACACAACGUACGAGAGUGUCUGUAAGAGUUUAACGGCUCCGGUGACGAAGGCCAUGCUCAUAGACUUUAUUGCAAAGCGACGCUUCAAGCUGCCACCUCAGCAAUCUCACUCCGCACCACACCGUCCGCCAACCGUGCAGAGGCAACCGCCCACACAACAACAGCUUGAACAGCAGCAGUUAAUGCCACCACCUCCGCAGGUAUAAAUGUGUGGUAUGGCUCCCCCAAAGUUCUGUCUCUCUAUCUAUCUCUCUCUCUCUCUCUUCGUCUUUCUCUCUCUCUCUCUCUCUCUCUCUCUUUCUUUCUCCGUUGUGCUUUGGGCCAUAACUUGACCCACUUCGUCACUGAAACUUGAAGUUAAUUUCUUUUCUCCAUGCGGCCAAAAUGUACCAUAGCCUCCCCGAAAUCCUAUCAUAGCUACCAGCAUUCCAAAAUAGGUGUGAUCAUAUUAUAGUGCAAUAAUACUCCUCUACCGCCAUAGUUUAGCUGCUUACUUCGUUUACGUAUUAGCUUCAUGAUCAUAUUCGUCAAUCCCAUGCAUGGCCUGCAUGUUCGCACUAAAAAGUCAUGCCCAUAUUUCACAACUCUCCCGUACCACAGAACACAUAUGCUGUGUUUCUGUGUCUGCAGUCAGUCGCUUUGUUUGGUCGUGUGCUUUGUUUGUCUGUGUCGUGUACUGAACACGGGUCCUUGUAGUAUAGUCCCAUCUUUUGCUGUCUUGCAGGACGAAAGAGUUGCUACCCAAGCUUGCGUGUCCGCCCAGAUAGCUGCUGCCAAUGCGAUGCUGUCGCCUUUGCUGUAUUCUAUGUGUACAUAGUCUUGCAAGAUUACAUGUAUAUUGCUGCUUCAACAGGCCGUGUCUUGUUGCGGUGCAUUUUUAUUCAUAUGAUAGCCAACUUGACUGCGAA